This is a messenger RNA of Aquila chrysaetos chrysaetos, 5041 nucleotides long. RefSeq names its product cleavage and polyadenylation specific factor 2 (gene CPSF2). Gene Ontology annotation, biological process: mRNA 3'-end processing by stem-loop binding and cleavage. Gene Ontology annotation, molecular function: RNA binding. The transcript is spliced from 14 exons. The coding region runs from base 596 to 3007 and encodes 803 amino acids. Lineage: Eukaryota; Metazoa; Chordata; Aves; Accipitriformes; Accipitridae. The record is from RefSeq and is a predicted model, not a curated record. Gene Ontology annotation, cellular component: mRNA cleavage and polyadenylation specificity factor complex.
GCGGGCCGGCCCCAGCCCUUGCUGCUUAAUGCCCCUCUCCUCCCCGCGGGGAGCCGGGCUCGGCCCGGUGCUGAGGCGUGAAGCGCUCGGCUUGUCCUCGCCGAGCUCGCCCUUCUCUUCCUCAUCUUCCUCUUUCUCCUCUUCCUCUCGGGACUGGCGUGGGCGCAGCGCUCGGUCCCUUAACGCCGGGCCCGGCCGGCGAGGUUUGCCCCAUCAGGGCCGGGCCGCGGUCGCGGCGGCGGCGCCCGGCAGGGCGCUGGAGCCGCCGCGCGGAGCCCCCGGCCCGCCUCGGGCAGUCGCUGGGCUUGAGGGGCCACAGCCCUGGAUGCGCCAUGUCCCGGUGGCCCCGCACGCCCCCGGGGGGAGCCGCUGUUAACGGCACGGCUCCUAGUGAGCCUUUUUUUUUUUUUUUAUUCCUUGUUAAAAAAACCCUCUUUCUAAUAACAAAAGACCUACAACGAUCAAAAGUUACUAUCUGAGACUUAAUUGAUAUCCGGUAGCUGUAUUGAACAAUAUUCAUGCAUGUUAUCCUGUGUAUUCUCAGAAAUGUAUGAAGUUAGAUCUAAAUAAAUAGACUUUUCUCUUGGUUUAGUCAAUGAAAUAUUUUCUUCCCCCGUUCAGAUUAGUUCUUUUGGAGAUUAUACAGUUGGAGAGGAAAAUGACAUCGAUUAUCAAGUUAACUACGCUUUCAGGGGUGCAGGAGGAAUCUGCCCUUUGCUAUCUGUUACAAGUAGAUGAAUUUCGUUUUCUUUUGGACUGUGGCUGGGAUGAAAACUUUUCUAUGGAUAUUAUUGAUUCUCUGAGGAAACACGUACACCAGGUUGAUGCUGUUCUUCUUUCUCAUCCUGACCCUCUACACCUUGGUGCUCUUCCAUAUGCAGUUGGAAAAAUGGGGUUGAAUUGUGCAAUUUAUGCAACUAUUCCUGUAUAUAAAAUGGGACAGAUGUUUAUGUAUGAUCUCUACCAGUCCCGCCAUAAUACUGAAGAUUUCACACUCUUUACAUUGGAUGAUGUAGAUGCAGCCUUUGAUAAGAUACAACAGCUGAAGUUUUCUCAGAUUGUGAACUUGAAAGGCAAAGGACAUGGUUUGUCAAUCACACCAUUGCCAGCUGGCCACAUGAUAGGAGGCACAAUUUGGAAGAUUGUCAAGGAUGGAGAGGAAGAAAUUGUUUAUGCAGUUGAUUUCAACCACAAGAGGGAGAUCCAUCUGAAUGGAUGUUCCUUGGAAAUGUUGAGCAGGCCUUCAUUGCUUAUUACAGAUUCAUUUAAUGCUACUUACGUACAACCCAGGAGGAAGCAAAGAGAUGAACAGCUACUAACUAAUGUUUUGGAGACAUUACGAGGUGAUGGAAACGUAUUAAUAGCCGUGGAUACAGCAGGCAGAGUUCUGGAACUUGCUCAACUUCUUGAUCAGAUCUGGAGAACGAAAGAUGCAGGAUUAGGAGUCUACUCUCUAGCACUUUUGAAUAACGUCAGCUACAAUGUAGUGGAGUUCUCCAAAUCACAGGUUGAAUGGAUGAGCGACAAGUUGAUGAGGUGCUUUGAAGACAAGAGAAACAAUCCUUUUCAGUUCCGCCAUCUCUCCUUAUGUCAUAGUCUGUCUGAUCUGGCUCGAGUGCCUAGUCCAAAAGUGGUUCUUGCCAGUCAACCUGACCUAGAGUGUGGGUUUUCUAGAGAUCUUUUCAUUCAGUGGUGCCAGGAUUCCAAAAACUCUAUAAUUUUAACUUACCGCACUACACCUGGAACACUAGCACGAUUCCUGAUUGAUAAUCCUUCUGAAAAAGUUAUAGAUAUUGAGUUGAGAAAACGUGUCAAGUUGGAAGGAAAAGAGCUUGAAGAAUACCUAGAAAAGGAGAAACUGAAGAAAGAAGCAGCGAAGAAGUUAGAACAGUCUAAAGAGGCAGAUAUCGAUUCCAGUGAUGAGAGUGAUGCUGAAGAGGAUAUUGAUCAGCCAACUGUACAUAAGACCAAACACGAUUUGAUGAUGAAAGGUGAAGGUAGCCGGAAAGGAAGCUUCUUCAAACAGGCAAAGAAAUCUUACCCAAUGUUUCCAGCCCCUGAAGAAAGAAUUAAAUGGGAUGAAUAUGGCGAGAUUAUCAAACCUGAGGAUUUUCUAGUUCCAGAACUUCAAGCAACAGAAGAAGAAAAAAGCAAAUUAGAAUCUGGUUUGACAAAUGGAGAAGAGCCUAUGGACCAGGAUUUGUCGGAUGUUCCUACCAAAUGUAUUUCUGCAACAGAAUCCAUGGAAAUUAAAGCCAGAGUUACAUACAUUGACUAUGAAGGACGCUCAGAUGGGGACUCAAUUAAAAAAAUUAUUAACCAAAUGAAACCAAGACAACUGAUCAUUGUCCACGGACCACCUGAGGCCAGUCAGGACCUUGCAGAAUGUUGCAGAGCUUUUGGUGGAAAAGAUAUUAAAGUUUACAUGCCAAAACUGCAUGAAACUGUAGAUGCAACCAGUGAAACUCACAUUUACCAGGUCAGGUUAAAAGAUUCUCUUGUUAGCUCCCUUCAGUUCUGUAAAGCCAAGGAUGCUGAGUUGGCUUGGAUAGAUGGUGUUCUGGACAUGCGGGUUUCGAAAGUGGAUACUGGAGUUAUUUUGGAAGAGGGAGAGCUGAGGGAAGAUGAAGACUUAGAGAUGCAAGUAGAUAUGCCUUCUUCAGACUCUAGUGUCAUUGCACAACAGAAGGCCAUGAAAAGCCUCUUCGGUGAUGAUGACAAGGAGAUGUGUGAGGAGAGUGAGAUCAUUCCUACUUUGGAACCUCUGCCACCUCAUGAGGUUCUUGGACAUCAGUCUGUGUUUAUGAAUGAGCCAAGACUGUCUGACUUCAAGCAAGUUCUCCUGCGAGAAGGAAUACAAGCAGAAUUUGUAGGAGGAGUGCUUGUGUGCAACAAUCUGGUGGCUGUUCGCAGGACUGAAACGGGGCGCAUUGGAUUGGAAGGUUGUCUCUGUCAGGACUUCUAUAGGAUAAGAGACCUUUUAUAUGAGCAAUAUGCUAUUGUCUAAGGAAAGUGCUGCAAAGAUGUUUUUACUUGAACUUUUAAAGACAGUGGGGAUUUCUCCCAAUUUUGACUUUUUGUAGUUUUCUAAUUUAUAUGGGGGAAACCUAAUUCAUAAAGAAUAAUUAACUAUCCUGAACAUGUAAAUAACUGCUACUGUCAUUCUUCAUAAAUCUGUUGGUACAUUCCAUGUUGUUGAUUUUCAGACUGUUAUGACUUGCUGUCUCCCACAUAACACAUUAUAAAUGACUUUAUGACUGUGAACCCUUCUCAGGAAGGGUUCAGUUUGUCAGGGUGUGUUUUGAUUUCACAGAUUCCCUGCCAAAGAGUACAAAAUAUAUAAAAGUCAUUCUUCUGUUCUAAAACAAGAUUAGAUAGGGAACUGUGGUUUUCUUUAGUUUUGUUUUUUGGGUUCUGUGUGGUUGGUUUUGGUUUUUUUUUUCCUUUUUUUUUGUGGGUUUUUUUUUUUUUUUUUUAGUAACUUUGAGGGGACAGUCUUGAGAUUGUGGGCGUUUCUUGUUUGUUUGGGUUUUUUUGGUUGGUUGGUUUUUGGUUGGUUUUUUUUAUUUAAAUUGAGGUUAGUUAAAGUAUAUUUUUAAUAGCCCAUGUUAAAAGCUAGACUACCUAAACUUUCCCCCAGUGUUAAUCUGGCUACAUCUUAACAUAUCUGCUCCAUUUUACUGAUUUGUUCCAGAACAGCAUUUCAUAUUCUAUAUAAAGUAUUAAUCUGCAGGAUCAAAAAAUUACUUUGGAAAGGUACUCUAAGAAGACUGGAUAAUAUUGUCAGGCAGUUUAAAAUCCAGUAAUCGUCUGCUUCAGAUUAACUUCUGUACAAACUUACAGGAUUUGUAACUUCUAGCUUUUGCAAAAUUAUGCCAACUAUAAAAUCUUUUCUGAGUUCUGAUUUUAAUACUUUCAAAGUACUUUAUCCAUCCACUGCUGUUUGUUCAGAAUGCCAUGAGCCAAGUUCAGGAAGAUCCUUUAUCUUGAAAUCUGAGCUCAUGUGAUGUAUUUAAUGCUUUUGUGCCAUAUUUCAUUCUAGUUGCAUGUUUUGUGCCAGUUUUUCAUUCUAGUUGACAGUGGGACUUACUGUAGCUGCUGAUGCUAGGAAUUGACCUUACUUUUUAGGUGAACCUGAGCACAGUUUUGGGCGCCUUAAUUUCUCAGAAAUUAACUUAUGCAAACAAAUGGCCUCUCAAGUUUAUUUAAUCCUUUUUUUUCCCCUGUCCACAUAUGAACCACCAGCCUUGGCAGUGGAGGGUUGCUUGCUUGUUUUUACAUACAACAGCAAUGUAAUAUGUGCUUUCUGUGUGUAUGUUUAAAUAAAACCUUUUGAAAAAGUGGCAAAAAAUAGCCCUGUGGGCUAUCAAUGGAAAGGUAAUUUACUUUACAAUUCAUUCUUGACAAUUAGUUUUCUAUUUGAUCUACAGACUAUUUACUCUGUUUAAAAUAGUAACUCAAAACUGAAGACUGUGUUAAAAAAAAAACAAAAACCAAAACAAACCAAAGCCACAGGAAAAAAAACCCCAAACCCAAACUGCUAGAACUAUAUAUAUUAAAAAUGUAAAAAACUUUAAAAUUUAAUGGUGAGUGAGAAUGUAUUUUGUUACACAAAGAAAAUCUUGGCUAGGAAUGGCUGAAUGGCUCAAUGUGUUGGGUUUUUUUGGUGGUUUUGUUUUUUUUUUUUAAGUGUAGAAAAAUGUUUAUUUUCCAUUAUAUUGGCAGCCAGAACUUUGUAGAAAUGCUCUGUCUUUGUAGCUGUUUUGUAGCAAUGCUAUGUAAAUCUACAUGCUACUGGAUGCUUGUUGGUGAAUACUGUUGUAUUCCUAUUGUUGCUGAUACAAAUGAACUUUUAUAAAGUGAAUUACUUUGUACAUGAUCAUAUUGGCCUUAGGACUUUUUAACUUGAGGGCUUAGGGUGGGCAGAGAUCACACAUGCCUGCAUGGAACAUACUAAUAAAGAAAACACCCCUUAGAAAAUCAAACUGAAAAUAGUGCUGUUUUUAAGAAAGGAAUAAAGACAAGACAGUGUGAUCAUGAA